AAAAUCAUCUUAUCUUCACUCUUCAGAAAAAUUUUCUUGAGAAGUCGCAAACCUGCCAUAAUCCUCGACCUCGUCUGGUGAAAAUCUAAAAAUACUUCUUUACGAGCGCAGCCACCUCCACGAAAAUAAUCCUCUAAAAGGUCCUCAACAAGGUCGUCGGGUCGUUCAUCUCCGUUGGUAACCGCCGGAAGAUUCCGAUCGUCGAUAAACGAAAACAAAUCCACCCACUGUGCUUCCCUGACCACCGUCAAACGGAUUUCGGCAAAACAAACAUCGCGAGAAGCUGAAGAGCGAGGGACACGUAAUAAUAGCUACGGCGCCAGGGUGACCAUUCGAGAACGAUCGAAAGCGAGUCGACGAUCGUUGCACCUGUCGCUAUCGGUCACACUCGGAAACCUUGAGUCUACAAGAACACACCUGCCACUUCACAAAGUCGUUGACGUAACGUUGCUUACUUUGUGACGUUGAAUGUUGACUCGAUACCUGAUUCUGACUUGACGUGGUGGAGAAACCGGUGUAAUGGUGGAACUGGAUGUGGAUGUGGAGAUAUGGUAGAUGUGGACUUGUGAUAGAUGUGGAACUUGAGGUGGAUGUGGACUUGUGGUAGAUGUGGAGGAUUGUGAUUCACAAGGAUUUGGUGAAUGAAGCUGUGGUAUAUGUUGAUGGAUUUAAGUUAUUAUGGAUGAUGAGGUAUGUAGGAGAUGAAGAGAUGGUGAGAUCAGAAGGUUAUUUGGGAAGUUGAGAUCUGAAGGUUGAUUGAGAAGUCGAGGUCUGAAGAUCACUUGUGAGGUUGAUGAGAUCUAAAGCUUGCUUAUAAAGUUGAGGUCUGAAGAUUUGCUGUGAAGCUGAGAUCUGAAGGUUGCUGUUGAAGUUGAGAUCUCAAGGUCCCUUUACAGUUGAUAAGAUCUGAAGGUACAUUGUGAUGUUGAUGAGAUCUGAAGAUCACUUGUGAGGUUGAUGAGAUCUAAAGCUUGCUUAUAAAGUUGAAGUCUGAAGAUUUGCUGUGAAGUUGAGAUCUGAAGAUUGCUUGUGAGGUUGAGAUCUCAAGGUCCCUUUACAGUUGACAAGAUCUAAAGUUACAUUGUGAUGUUAAUGAGAUCUGAAGAUCACUUGUGAGGUUGAUGAGAUCUAAAGCUUGCUUAUAAAGUUGAAGUCUGAAGAUUUGCUGUGAAGUUGAGAUCUGAAGAUUGCUUGUGAAGUUGAGAUCUCAAGGUCCCUUCACAGUUGACAAGAUCUAAAGUUACAUUGUGAUGUUAAUGAGAUCUGAAGAUCACUUGUGAGGUUGAUGAAAUCUAAAGCUUGCUUAUAAAGUUGAGAUAUGAAGCUUGCUUAUAAAGUUGAGAUCUGAAGGUUGCUUGUACAGCUGAGAUCUCAAGGUCCCUUUACAGUUGAUAAGAUCUGAAGUUACAUUGUGAAGUUGAUAAGAUCUGAUGGUUGCUUAUGAAGUUGUCUGAAGAUCUGUUGUGAAGUUGAGGUCUGAAGAUCACUUGUGAAGUUGAUGUGUGAAGCUCCAUUGUGAAGUUAAAAUAUUAAAAUUGCUCCCGAAGUUGAGACCCAAACCUCACAUAUGAAAUAACCAAUCAUAUAAUACAUCAAUAGCUACAAUAAUACUUGAUCACAAAUGAUUCACAAGUACCUAUCUCACAAACUUAUCAACAAAGUACAAAAUAACUUACCAGAUACUUUGUGGAAUUCACAAGACGUCUGAUCACAAAAAAUUCACAAAUUUGGAAACAAAGUUAUGAAACAUAGUAACAGCAGCUUAUUGAAGAUGUCUCGAAAAGAAGAAACGAUGAGUGGAAAUCGCUUUGUGUCCGUCGGAAAUAUGGCCUCUAAAUAUAGCCAGAAGAAUUUCCGCGGCAUCCGCACGCUUCUCCGCUUCGCUCACGGUUUUGCUCGAUUUUCUUAAGCGCGAUUUAUGCGAAACGAGUGCGGACCUUCUCUUCUCAACGAACCUCGUCACCGACGGAGUUACCCACUUUAGUGAAUCAGAACUUUGACUCCUCGCGAGUUUCACUUCUGGGAUCAUGCUGAUCACAAAGUACACCACUAUUCUGCUGCAAUCUACCAAUCAGCAUAUCUUCAGGAGCGACGUCUUCCUGGAACCGUAUCUGCAGCAGCAUGGAACCGUUCAGGUUGUCAGCUCACCUAGUACGCCUCCGCCAAAUCCGCUUCAGCAUCAUCAGCUUACGCAGCUACAUCAUGUACAGAGCGAGGAGUCGCUAUCCUCAGAAGGUUCGGCCACCUCUGCUGGAUCUUCGGGCACCACAGAAGAUUCUGGCAGCGAGGUCGCCUGUGACAUCACUCUGAUCGAGAGGCUUAUACGCUCUCAUCCGAUCUGGUUCCUUCCUGGCAUCCAAAGGGCCGGUGCUUUCCACUUGUUGCAAGGCAAAGAGGAAGGGAACUUCGUGGUUCGACAAUCGAGUCAGAGCGACACGAUGGCCCUGUCGGUAAGACUGCCCCCCGGAAAAGGGCCAUAUAUCGAACACUACCUGAUCCAAGCCAACAAGGGGAAGUUGAGCUUGGAAACUAGCGAGAACAGGUUCGACAACAUCCCCUCGUUAAUCGCCCACUAUUCUCAGUGCUGCGACGAAUUGCCAGUUCAAUUGACACUGCCAAGGGCGAUGCGUGAAGCCAAGAAUAGGCAGCAACUCUCCUCCCUGGCUCUUCUGGGUCAGGAAUUCUGGAGAUACCCGAUGGCGAAUCCGAAACCGCCUGAAAGCAGCAGUAGCAAUACGUCCAGCUUAAGUAGUUUUCGUGGUGGUAACAAUAAUCUCAAUAACAAUAAUAACAAUAAUGUUCAUACACCGACGACGGAGAGUAUUGUGCUGAAUCUUGCACCGAUAUCGUCGCAUGAUACACGAAGCUCGUCGCCAACGACGGUCGUCACGACGUUCGCGUCGUCGCUGCCUCGUCAGCCUCGGCCGACGCCGCCCAACACUCUGAACCUGACGACGUUCAACGAGCCUCUGGACGUGAAGAAAGAGAAGAUCUCUCCUGCUGACAAGCUUUCGCAGAAGCUAAUCUCUCCGAACCUGGUCCAGAGCGUUCGUUGCCCGUCGCCGGUGGUCCACAACGUGGAGAGCAACGUGUUGAGCCCUGUCCAGGACACCAGGAUCAGCUUCGAGUCUAAGAACGCCGAGACGUCGAAGUCGACGGUGAUUGAACUAUCGAGGACCAGAUUCUCCUCUGUCAGCACUUCCACGUCUAAUUUCCAUCAGAAUGUGUCGACGUUUAACAAUCUGUCGUGUACUACGUCGCCUGUGUUACCGGAGAUUCGGAACAUCAUCGCGGAGAAUCAUUCGGUCGGACAGAAUGUGAAGACUCCACCUCCUCCGCCUCCCAGGUGGGCCAAGCCGGGGAUCGGGCAGACGCAGAAUAAUUUUAUGGUGACCACCACGGUGACGUUCAAUGUGAAUCAGGCGAAUGACGUCAGCAGCUCCCAGCAGAAUACUCCAUCGGACCCAAACACGUCGCUGCUGAGUCCCCAAAGCGCUACCUCGAACAAGUCCCUGACCUCAAACUUCUCAGUGAAGUCCCCCCUGUCUCCAACAACCCCGGUCCUCUCGCCCCUCUCAAAGCUAGUCCCAAACACCGGAGCGAAGACUCCCAACGUCCUCUCUCCGACCACGCCAUCGAGUACAAGCAAGUCGAAGCGGAGACGCGACCGGGAAGCCCGGAAGAACUCGCAGCACUACCAGGAAUCGGACAUCCUGGAGUCGUACUAUCGUAGCUCACCGGGAGACAAGAUUUCCGACUAUGAAGACAUCUGGAACACGACCGACCAGUCGAACCAGUCGACCUGGUCGCCGAACGACAAGCUAGCGAGGAACGACGGCCCAGCGAAUCCUCAGGAGCGGCUGAGGAACUCGAACGACCGGCUGAUGGUUCAGGAGAGACAGGUGAAUCCGGCCGAGAGGAACUUCAACGAGCGAUUGCCUACGAACGAGCAGCUGAUCGUGAGGAACGACAGGAUGAUCGUCAGGAACGACAAGUCCAUCGGCAACGAGAAACUGAGUUAUAAGGAGAUCACCAGCCCGGAGUUCAGCAGCUUCAAACCUGUGCAGGAGCCGAAGCCGACGGAACAGAGCAACGGGUCGCCGGAGGAGACGGGAAUGGGAAGGAGACCUGAUCUAUUGUCACGAGUUUGCAGUGCGAAUUCCUUGAACAGUCCGAGCACAGUGACGCCUCCCAGAAACAAAUUAGGCCUGAUGCUGGCGAAAUCAGAGAGCAACAGCCCACUGACACCGGAGUCCAAACAGGGUAGCCCGUUCUACGCGGAACCAGCGGACGCCAUCGCACAGAGCGCGGCGAUUAUACCCAGAAGACGACCCAGGAACAAUCCGGCGACGAAUAAGUAUCGACAUAGCGAGCCAGGUUGGCUGCAGACACCGGUUGGCGGGAAUCCUAAUCAACUUCAUCCGAUCGACUGGGAGGAGACGGAGGAGGCUGAGGAUAAGACGCCUUUGAUCUCGUCCUCUGUAGACAACCUGGCCAAACGACUGAGCACCAAAGAGGUGAAGAAAAUACCGAGGGCUAAGCCUGUGCAACCACCAAAGAUCAGGACGAAGGUGUUCAAUGAUACCUCGUGGGCUGUGGACUCCAGCUGGGAGUUUAUUGGCAACGAAGCAGACGACUGCGAGCCAGACUAUGACUGUGAUGCUGAUUAUGAGGGAGAUAACGUGGCCAGGAAGUUUCCGGACGAGGAGUGCGACAGGGACGUUGUUGGGAACACUUUGACCGUUCAGAGUAUCAUCCUCCAACGGUACCCAGAGUUAUUGAAACCACCGGACACGUCGGAGUCGCUGUACAGCGACAGGAACUCCUCGUACGACAACGUGGAGAAGAGACACGAGAGGGAAGAAGCGAACGACACUAGGAAGGACCAAACUUACGAUUCUUCCGAGUGGGAGACACCCUUGGAGACAGACGAAAGCGACGUGGAGAGGAUGAAGAGGAACAAAAGCUUCAAGGAACGCCUCGAUCCCCUUCUCUCUCCUCCACGACUGCAAGCACUGAGGAACCGCGACAACUGUGGCACAGGAGCAACGAUACGAUCCUACGCCCUGCAGUUAGCGGCCGACAAAACAACCACCUUCUCCCAGAACAUCGACAACUUCAUCCAAUGCACGAAAGAGGGUAAAGAAGCGAGCCCCCAUGUAGUCAUGCGAAACAUGCGGCAGUUCAUGUCAGGGAUGAAGAACUACCUGGUAAAGCACGGGGAAAGAGAAUUCGAAAAGGAAGUCGAGAAGGAGAGACUGAAGUUGAAACCGAACGAGUUUCUGAACCUUGACGCCAUCUUGGAGGGUGUGAUGAUGGGUCUCGUCGUGAGGCCGCUCAGGGAACACGUUUACAGACUGUUUGUGGAUCACUAUGCGGCCACUGGGUCGCUGCAGACCCUCGCGGAGAGCAUACAGCACGCACAGGGGAAGCAUGUGCAGGACCUCGGUGUUCGAAAAUACUGUUUGCAGCCAAAGAUCAUACCGCCGUCAGAGUCGAGUUUGGAGAGGAUCCUGAAGUACAUCGAUCGUCUUCAGAAAGCGGACUCGCCGUUGGACAAGUUGGAGAAUCUCUUGGCGGCCAUUUCGGCCAUCUUCAACUCCGUGAAGCACGCGAAUUCCGGGCGACACGUGACCCUGGGUGCGGAUGACCUUCUACCUCUUCUAGUUUGGGUGUUAGUUCGCGGAAAGGUGGUGGACGCCGAAGUGGAGGCUGAAUAUAUGUGGGGGUUGUUGCAUCCCUCUCUUCUCACAGGCGAAGGGGGAUACUAUUUGACCACGUUGUCCAGCGCCGUUCAUGUCUUGAAGACGUUCAAGUCCAGCCAGGGAACGAUGUCCACGUUAAAUGGUUGUGGAACACCAGACUGUUCAUCCGUACUACGGAUCUUAGUACCAGAUGAACUUCAUGGAUCCCUGAACACCAGAACGUUGCCUGUGCGACCAAAUAUGAACACCAGAGAAAUUUGUCGCAUCCUUGCGCAUAAAAUAAGGUGCACCAAUCCUCAGGACUAUGGUCUGUUCAAGUUGGUCCAAGGAGAAGAAACCUUACUGGGCGACCACGAGUGUCCACAAGAGCUCUCUCACUGCCUUUUCGCCUACAAGCGAAUCGACGCGAAGAUAGCCUGGCCGAAAACCAGCUCUUAAAAGCAGGUCCUGUCUACGGUUCGGAUAAUCCAAGGCACCGAUUAAUCCCUGGUUUCUUUUCACUCAUAGCUAUCGAAAUUCCAAUCUCAAACUUUGGACGAUUAGCUCGUAGAACACUGCCAGCUGGAUGGACAGCUUUUCUGAACGUAUAAAAGAGUCACGAAUCGAAUCGGAGACAAUCCGAGCAUUUAAAAGCGACCAAAGCUUAAUCUAAGCGUUAAUCGUUCAUUUUUUCUCGUUCGCAAAACGCAUCACAUAUCUGGCAUCAUUCAUCGGGUAUACAAUUUGUAGCAGAUAAAAAAGACCCCUCUAGCUGCGAUCUAAACAAAUAUUAUUUUUGAUCGAAGUUUUUGAAAAGCGAGUUCGAAGACAAUGUAGUGCAAUGCAACAGUGCAAUGUUGAGGAUAGGUUCUCGAAAUUUAUUUUGAACGCAGCUAAAGACGGUCGAGCCAACGGCGGUAUACAAUCAGGCAAUUAAUAUUCAGUCGGAUUUAAUUUGCUCUAGCGAGCAGGUGCUAGAUAUAGCUCGUUCUGUUGGCGUUCAAAAUCGAGCUCGAACAAAUUUUUGUUAGUCUGACCGCUUGUACUUCGCGAUCGAUGUUAACGAUUAAAAGAACGGAUCAUGUAUUACUCAGUAUUCGAUAUUUCGUAAGGCUCCUCAAACUUUUUAAUCAAGUUGGAGCGUUGGUACUCGAGUCGAAGUCUGUCUUCAAAAUUUUUGCGAUAAGAUUGUGGACGUUCUUCGAACUCGAAUACCAAUUUACGAGAAAUCAUUGUACGUUUUUUAUGGGAUGAAGCCCAUAGGAAGGGUUUAUGUGUCUCUGUGGGUUGUGAAUAUUUUCUUUUGUGGGUGAAAUUCAAUUGGAAGAUGUAAGAUUCACUUUUUAACUUUUAGACAAUUAUUUUGUUAAUUAUUGAAUUAUUUGAAGAUUUCCUAAAGCUUCUAACCUUUUAUAUUUGCAAGUUCUUAAGUCCUACUUAUGUUACAAAAAAUCUAACCUCCCUAAAAAUUAAAUAAAAACUUCUCUGAAUCAAUUCUUCUCCUGAAAUAAAUUUUGUCCACCAAAUAAAAGAUUCAUAUCCAACAAAAAUAACAGAGUCAAGUAAACGCUUGCUGUGCAGGUAGCUCAAGCCUAAAUUGUAACCAAGUAAGAGGAGAAAAAAAUGAAAACUGUAGGGGACUCCUUGAUACAAAUUAAAUUAGACUUAGGAGCACGAAAGGCUAGUUUAGACUCUAUUUUAAGUACUUUCUCAACGAGUUGGCGGAUUAAUGGAUAAGCAAUCUUCUGUACUUUAUAGACGGACGUCGCAUAUUUAUUGGGAAGUUGUACACAUAUUUUACUAUCUGUCGAAUUUGAAUUUUUCGCGCGUGUCGCUUCUUCCCUUAUCUUUUUUUACACUUUCCCGUGAAAAUCUGCCAGGCUGAUUUGCUCACCGAUUUUACGAAGGCUGUGUAACUGUCUCUCAGAAACGAACUUUUUCACCUAGCGAUUCUAUGUUACCCUUCUUUCCCUGUUUUCUAUUCACUUUUCUAUUCCUUCGUUUCUGAAAGCGGACGCGGAGAAAAAUGUGCAGACGUGGAGCGAAUAUUUUAUUACUGAAAUAAAAAAAACUCGUACAAAUCAGCCUUGCAUCGUUUUUAUAUAUAUAUUGGUCUGAAACACGACGUAGCCCCCCUCGAAUACGUGUAACAAUAAUAAUGUUAUUAUAGCGAUUUAUAAAUGUACAUUUCUCCUUGAUACCUAAUUUAUUUUACGAAGCGUUUUCUUCCUUUUUGUAACUGUAAUUAGUAAUUACCCCUUGGCGCAUUUAAACGUGCUUUUCGACCCUCCCUUAAUUGAUUACGGUUAAUCGUGAACACGUUAAUAUGCUUCUAAUUAUGCUAGUCAAAGCCGAUACAAAUCAAGAGGAGUUCAAGAAAGAAUUAUUCUUUUCUCGUUUUUUCCUCUUUCUCUCACACUCUCUCUUUUUCUCUCUCUGUAAGCGUAACUUCGUGAUAGUUUUAUUUGUUAAAACAGAAGAAAGGUAAAUAUCAUUGAUUAUCAUUACUCUCUCACCUUUAUUAUUAUUAUUAUUACUAUUGUAACGUGUAACACUAUGCUCAAUAAAAACUUUUCUAUAAUUCGAAGUGAAUGGAACAAUAACAAUGCUAAUUAUGGUACGUGAUGUUAUAUUGGAAUAAAAAAAUUUCGUACGCUGCAAGUUUCUCUUUUUUUUUUAGCGAUAAUGGAAGGAAAUGAUUGUACUAAGAGUUAUAUUUUUCUUUUAAUAUGGAAGCGCAUUUGUCGUCUGGCAAUCGAGAUGACACGUCAUUGAUACACAGACUGCUGAUAAUUAUAGCAACGGUUUUUUUCGAGUAAUUUUAUAGACAAUGGGGCCAAUCUUAUCAGCUUAGGGUCUCUAAGGUGGGUGAACUCUGAUAUCUAGACGUAGCAAAGAAAAAAGGACGCUAAUAGAAAUGAUGAGAACUAAGGAUAUUCAAUGGAGGUAUUUCAGCAACAAUGUUUUAAUUAAAAUUCGAAAAUUCAAGUACAAUUUGUUUGGAAACCAUGCUACGCGAGGGAGCAGACGAAUAAAUCUUACCAAGUGGAAAUAUUUAUUAUAAAUCAAAACUUACAUAUUAUUUAAAUUACAGUACUUGCACCUGAGAGCUGCAAUACCUCAAAAGUUUUGUUGUUCUAUAGAAUAAAGCAACAACUACUUUCGACGGUGAAUGGACACUAAAACCUUAUCUUAAUACUGUAUCACAUCUAUUUCAAGUAUAAAAUAGUAGAUCAUCUAUUCCCUUUCAACUUCUUAAAAUAAAUCUUCUCAAAGAGCUACAUAAUCCCAAGAAAAAUAAGCUAACAAAAACAUCUAAUAUAAAUAGUAAAAAGAUAUUAAAAAUUACAUAAUCGCAGCUUAAACAGCGAUGCAAGGUGAAACAAAAUGAUCACCUCUCAAUAAAUAUUUACCCUAACAGAAAAAAUGUGGUGCGUAUUCUAUACAAAAAGAAAACAAGUUCAACUUAUACAAGCGAUUAAAAUAUUACAAAAAGCCAACAAAGCUUGAGUUAUCUCAAGCGAAAGCUGAUAUUUUCUAGGCCUUCAAGCUCUCAGGCGCAGAAUAUGCGUAUCAAUAAAUGCAUGAUUCAUUUUCCAAGAUAACAGCACACGAAAAGUAUGACAAGUGUAAAAAAGGAUGAUCGGAUGAGAAUUUCUACGAUUUCUAAAUGAACGCAGGAUCAAACGAUGAGAAAAUGAAGUGCUGCUUAAAUAAUUACGCAGAAUGAAAACGAGCUAUCGUCGCUACGACUGUAAAAUGAUAAUCGUACAUCCGUGACCCGGGUGCAAUUCUAAAAUUUGAACUAGACCAGUCCAAUUUCUUUCGAAGCUUUGAAUUUUUAACGAGUCUUGCAUGCGAAUAGAACUUGAGAAUUAUUUUAUUAAGCGAUUAGCAUUGUUUAAUAACUAUUGAAUUUUAUUUUUCGUUGUUAAGAUCGAGUCUACUCUAACAGCUAUAGUUGCCCCUUCUGAAUUAUGGAAGCAACUAUAGAAUGGCGUUGUAGGCUUCUGUUGAUCUAAAUUUUCAGAUUUAGUUUAGAAAUGAUGAAAUUCAAUAACUUAAAGAUCCUUCAAAGAAGCCCUUUCUUUCAAAAGCCUACAGCCAAGUAUAAUUAUUUCUUCCAGCAAUUCAUGACAAUAAUUUAGAAGCUUCAUAAAAGUUCUAUUCAUUUAUUACGUAACAAACUAUAGCCUCGCUAUAAUGGCUUCAAAUGUGACUCAUUACACAAUGUUACAAUGAAAGAGUUGUACAACGCGUAAAAACCCGAGAUUCUAGCAG
Megachile rotundata (alfalfa leafcutting bee) is the source of this 9965-nucleotide messenger RNA. RefSeq names its product Src homology 2 domain-containing protein sprint (gene spri). The record is from RefSeq and is a predicted model, not a curated record. Gene Ontology annotation, cellular component: cytosol; endocytic vesicle. Gene Ontology annotation, molecular function: small GTPase binding; guanyl-nucleotide exchange factor activity. Gene Ontology annotation, biological process: vesicle-mediated transport; signal transduction. NCBI's taxonomy places the organism in Eukaryota, Metazoa, Arthropoda, Insecta, Hymenoptera, Megachilidae.